AUGGGCGCCGUCAAGCAAGAGGUUGAGGAUGUGUACGCAGCCACCGCGGUAGCACGCUACUGCUACGGCUCCAAGGAAAGCAAGCAAGAACGUGCCAUGGCGAUGGAAGCAGAGGAAGACGGAGGUGGGCUGGAAGGUGAGCUCAUCCCGGGGUUGCCCGACGACGUGGCCAUGGAGUGCCUGGCGCGGGUGCCGAGCCGGUCGCACCGGCGCAUGCGCAGCGUGUGCCGCGGAUGGCGCGGCACCGUCGGGUCAGCGGACUUCCGGCGGCGCCGGAGGGCCGCCGGGGCGUCGGAGGACAUCUUGUUCCUCGUCCAGACCGCGCCCGCGCGCGGCGACGGGAAGGGAUCGACGCCAGAAUGCGCGCUGGCGGCGGCGAACCUCACCACCGGCGAGUGGCGGCGCGUGGAAGGGCACGCCGACGCCUGGGGACCCGUCCCGCUCUUCGCGCAGUGCGCGGCCGCCGGCGACGGGCGGCAUGUCGCCGUCGUGGGGGGCUGGGACCCGGACACGCUCCGCCCGACCAGCGACGUCCGGUUGCUGGACGUCUCCGCCGGCACGUGGCGGCGCGGCCCGGAGAUGCCGGACACCCGGAGCUUCUUUGGAUGCGCUGGCGGCGACGGCAACGUCUACAUCGCCGGCGGCCACGACGAGUGCAAGAACGCGCUCCGCUCCGCCUUCGCGUACAGCGUCGCGGCCGACGACGCCUGGCGCGCGCUCUCGGACAUGUCCGAGGAGCGCGACGAGCCGCAGCUCGUGGUCGUGGCGACCCCGGGCCGCGUCCUCCUCGCCGCCAGCGGCUACCUGACCGAGGCCCAGGGCGCGUUCAGGAACACCGCCGAGCGCUACCACGCCGGAGGCGACGCGUGGACCAGCGGCGAGGGCUACGUGAUCCCCGGCGGCGACACGGCCGGGAAGACGUGCCUGGCGUCGGUGCGCGGGACGGUGUGGGCCGUCGGGGCCGGGAAGGACGGCGUGCGGGAGUGGGACGGCGACGCGCGCGCGUGGAGGGACGUGGCCGACGGGCCGCCGGGCAUGAAGGCAUGCGUGAAGGCGGUUGGCGUCGGCAACGGCGGGGCCGUGUUCGUGUUCGGCACAGUGGCCGACGCGGCGGCGGACGGCGUCAAGUACUCCGCGUGGGUGAUGGAAGCGAGCGGCGGUGCAUGGAAGCGAGUGCCCGUGCCGUCAGAGUUCGGCGGGUUCGUUUACUCAGCCGCGGCCGUGUCUAUUUAG
Molecule: messenger RNA, 1233 nt
Organism: Miscanthus lutarioriparius
Lineage: Eukaryota; Viridiplantae; Streptophyta; Magnoliopsida; Poales; Poaceae
Source: the annotation of a GenBank genome assembly